Molecule: messenger RNA, 2279 nt
Organism: Rotaria sp. Silwood1
Lineage: Eukaryota; Metazoa; Rotifera; Eurotatoria; Philodinida; Philodinidae
Source: the annotation of a GenBank genome assembly
AUGUCUUGGUUAAAUAAUUUAGAUCGUACUGGCAGUGGGUUUUGGUCAAAUUCACAAUGGUACGAUCUUCAUUUGUCACGACGUAUGCCCUUAGUUAAUAAAAUGAUCGAAGAAAUGAUUUAUGCUUGUCCACCUUCACCAUCACCGGCAAGCAUCUACCGAGUGGUUGAUCUGUGUUGUGGAAGUGGAAUGGCUUCACUUAAUUAUUUGAAGGCAUAUCCAACUGUUUCAAGUUUAACAUUAAUCGAUCAAUCCGAAGAACGAUUAAAAAUGGCAAAGAAACGAAUUGAUGUGAGUGUGGAGAAAAAGCUCUGAAUUCCUGACUACAUCUGUUUUUGAAUAUGAGUUACUCCAUUGUUUUGCCUGUCUGAAAGGAAGAGGGAAAGAUCCAACUGCAAGGGAGAUACCAUGUCAUAAAUUUUUUUUUGUAAACGUUGACAGUUUUCCGAAAAGUAUUGGGUUUGGAAUUUCAAAAAGUCAAGGAGAUAGUAAGAGACACGAUCCAUCAGUCUCAACGCUCCACAGUAAGGAAGGUUUUUCGCGGAUCAUCCUAUCUCGGUCUGCACAUGUCUGGGAAUUCGAAAAGUGCUAAAACCUAGGUAAUCGAGUUGCUGUUCAAUGUGACGAUGUUUGUUUCUGGUUAAAACUUGUGAUAUAAUCAACAUCGUUCUUAUCUUAGCAACUGAAUUUUCGCAUGAGAAUCACUCGACCGCGAUUGAACGUAGCUGACUCAUUUUACUUUGGAAAUUGCUCAAUUCUUCAGUAAACAUCAAGCUGCAGAUAGUACGUUAAAAAUAGAAAAAGUUCCAGAUUCUCAAUUUUGAGGGUUGAGGUUUUUCAAAAGAAUACUGGAAAUCACGAAAUUUCACACUCUGUUAAUUAGAAUUUUUUCAAGAAAUUUAAAGUCCAUCUCAUUUAUCGAAAAUGCUAUGAUCAUCAUACCAGGACUUUGCGUGGAGUGGGAUAGAACGAUAAAAGUCGUUCCAUGGGACGUCACACCUAUUAAAUAAUUUCAAUAUUAUCUCAUUUGAUUUUUUCAUAAUUUAUCAUACUCGAGUUCACAACCUUUUUUUUUUAGUUUCAUACUGAAAACACAUUAUUCUCUCCAUCUCUACCAUAUAAAGGGUGUUUCAUAAUAACUGACGAUAAAUUGUUAUUCAUAUUUUUCAUACUUUUUCUUGACAUAGAGGGCUGAAAUUUUUAUCACAUAUAUAUCUAAUGAAGAUCUUCUGUUUCUGAAAGUUUCAGGUUUCUAGCUAUAACUACUGGUGAAAUACAUCGACCACAUUUGAAUACAUGAAUUUUCGUAAUCGACCUAGCGGGGCAGUUACAUAGGUAGUUAACCAAAAACUCACAAAGUAUUCAGAAAAUUUUCUUUCAUAUCAGAAUUUGUAGAGCUUUUUCUGCUGAUCAUUUUAGUAAAAACAUGUUUCGAAUUUCAUUGAGAAAUGACGAUGUUAUAGUCAAAAUAUUUAUCGCAAAAAAUAGAAGAUGUCAGAUUUUUUUCAUAGAAAUAUCGCAUACAAUGUUCAAUCGAGAAUUAUUCAUCCUAUUUGCUUAUAUUUCAGAAACGGACUAUAGGAUCUUGUAGAGCAAGGUUUCCUCUACAAAACCUACUAAGUCACAUUUCUCCAGAAUAUAGCCACAUUUUGAGAUAUACGAAUCGACUUCCUUACGCUUUAACCUAUUUUAAAGUGUUUAGUAUUUUGCCUAUAACAUCGUCAUUUCUCAAUGAAAUUCGAAAAGUCUUUUUACCAAAAUGAUCAGCGGGAAAAGCUCUACAAAUUCUAAUACGAAAAAAAAUUUUCUGAGCAGUUUGUGAUUUUUUGGUUAACUACUUAUGGAAAUAUUCUGCAACAUUUUCACAAUAAAAAGUAUUGAAAAAUCGAUUUCGAAAAUUUAUAUAUUUGAAUGUUGUUGAUGUAUUUCACCAGUAGUUAUAGCUAGAGACCUGAAACUUUCCGAAAUAGAAGAUCUUCAUUAGAUAUAUAUGUGAUAAAAAUUUCAGCCCUCUAUGUCAAGAAAAAGUAUGAAAAAUAUGAAUAACAAUUUAUCGUCAGUUAUUAUGGAACACCCUUUAUGUUACAAAAUACAAUUCAAACAAAGUCGUAAAUUAAAAAUGAAAAUACUUUUUUUAAGACAUAUAUUGUUCUGAAAAGAAUACCUCUAUACAAAAAAAUCAUUUGUCCCAUGAAAUUCCAUGGAAUGGAACACAACAUUUGUUCAUCCUAUGGGACGAGACUAUACUUGAAAAUUUUUCAUCCCAUCUCACGUGGAGU